AUGUCGCUUUUCCCAAAUAAGCCUCAGCUUGCGGAAUCUAUAUGUGGCAUUACACUCCCUAAAUCUGUAAUAAAGAGGAUUCAAAAUAAGGAGUACAAUGCUGCAGCACAAUCUUUAAUUCACGAAAAUUUACCAUUCAAUCAAGUUGUUCGCCUUCUAUCAAAUUGUCCACCUGCAUUAGCAGCAUAUUUCUAUAAGAGCGCUUCUAAGAUCGGUGUUUCUCCAGCCGCACAACAAAUUUAUUGUCAUUUAUACCUUGAAACUCAAUUAGGCAUCCUCAGCUCCAUCCCACAAGCCGAGAAGAAAGCUGACAUAGAUGCUUUGAAGAAAUUCAUUAAUGAUUACAAGGAAGCUCUCGAUGGAAAAACCGUAAUUAAGUUAAUUAAGCACUAUGGCGAGUUGACACUCCUUACUGAUGCAUGCAUUAUUUUCGAAGACUUCGAGAAUGCCGUCCAAGCCUUAGUAAAUGGCAAUCCAGAUUACGUUCAUUUGCUUAAACUUACAAAGACUCUUUCUGUUGAGAACCAGCGCCAGAUUUUCAUGCGCGUCAUUAAGAACCAGAAGAUGAAGUUCAUAGACUUCUUAGAUGAGUCUAGCGAAACAACAAUGUCCGCAAUAUUUGAUGCUCUUUGUUCUAUCAUUGCUGAUGCAUCGGACCUCAACUCAUUCUACAUGGACAACUUUACUAACUUAAUGCCGCACCUUAUUAUGCAAGGAUACUUCACUUCUCCGAUUCAUUUCUCGAUGGAAUUUAUUUUCUACGUAAUUUCGAAGAAUCAAGAGAAGAUCAACGAGUUCAUUGAAUCUAAGAACUUCCAGAAGGCAGAUCAUGACUUUAUUGCAACAUAUUGCGCAACACAUAAAUUAUACGACCUUGCAGCCAAGAUUUACGCCCAUGUUGACAACAGACACCUUUCUGCUGUCAGAUACAUCAUUAAACAUAUUACAACUACAAAACCAAAGUCAAAAUCCCAACCAAUUUUAGAUCUCAUGAAAGAGCUCGACAAAGCCGACGAUCUUAAGGAAUGUUGGCUCUUCAUCCUUAGGUCGUGCCGCGACCUCGGUUCUUUCAUCGAAUCCGACGAUUGGAAGCAAAUUAUUCAGAAAGCGACGCAGAAGAGAAUUUUGUCAUUGGACGACAUAUUCCCACUCAUUCCAGGCGAUAUGCAACUCGACGACCUCCAUAAAACGAUUUCUACAGCUGUCGGCAAAUCAUCUGCAGAUUUACGAAAAUCCGAGGAAACAAGGAAGAAAAUCCUCGAGAGAAUGGCAGAGCAGAGACGUAUUGUCACAGAUACAACGAUGUCGUCAAUCAUUGUCGAACCUGCCGACCAAAUUUGCGUAAUUUGCAACCAAAAGGUCUCAGAUCAGCCAUUCGACGUUUAUCCAUGCGGCCAUGCUGUUCAUUUCUCUUGCUUCAGACAGAAUAUGGCCAAUUUCCUUUCCGGCCAAGAAUUAACUGACAUCGUGUUCGGAGCUGCCACAGACAACACAAAGAUCUCUUCAAUGCUGCUUGAAAUAGCAAAGAGAUCUUGCCCUGAGUGCGGAACAGCCGCUUUGACAAUUCUUGACAAACCACUCGUUGACGAGAACAUCGACUACUCGGCAAUCGCAAAAUGGGAAGUUCCUCUUUAA
Trichomonas vaginalis G3 is the source of this 1635-nucleotide messenger RNA. RefSeq names its product vacuolar protein sorting-associated protein 18-like protein family. Gene Ontology annotation, cellular component: HOPS complex; endosome. Gene Ontology annotation, biological process: vacuole organization; organelle fusion; endosome organization. NCBI's taxonomy places the organism in Eukaryota, Parabasalia, Trichomonadida, Trichomonadidae. Gene Ontology annotation, molecular function: protein-macromolecule adaptor activity. The record is from RefSeq and is a predicted model, not a curated record. The transcript has a single exon. Bases 1 to 1635 code for a protein of 544 amino acids.